UAUAAGUUUUAUUUGUCCUUGAAAAUUAAACUUCCAAAGCUUGAAGGCAAUCAUUUAAAGACAUUUUCCUCAUUAUAAGGAAUUACCUUCUCUCAUGGUGAAACCUGGAAAACUAUGAGAAGAUUCAGCUUGACCACCUUACGGAAUUUUGGAAUGGGCAAGGGGGUCAUUGAAGACAGAAUUAUAGAGGAAUGCCAGCAUCUCAUACAGAACUUUGAGUUUCACAAAGGAAAACCCUUUGAGAUCAAAACAAUAAUGAACGCUUCUGUUGCAAACAUCAUUGUGUCAGUGCUGCUUGGGAAAAGGUUUGACUACCACGAUGCCCAGUUUCUGAGACUCUUAACCUUGACUGGUGAAAAUGUGAAACUCAUUGGAGGUCCUAGAAUUGCGCUUUACAAUAUGUUUCCUGUUUUGGGGUUUCUCCUAAAAAGUCCUAAGACAGUACUCAGGAAUACAGACGAAUUAUUUUCUUUUAUAAGAAUGACCUUCCUAAAUCACCGUCAUACACUUGACAAAAAUGAUCCAAGAAGUUUCAUUGAUGCUUUUUUGGUCAGACAGCAGGAGGAGAAAGAUACAUCUACUGACUAUUUCAGUGAUGAAAAUUUGGUAGCACUUGUUAGUAACCUGUUUGUGGCAGGUACAGAGACCACGGCCUCCACAUUGCGCUGGGGAAUCCUGCUCAUGAUGCGCUAUCCUGAGGUCCAGAAAAAGGUCUAUGAUGAGAUCACCAAAGUUGUGGGAUUGGCCCAGCCUCGAAUUGCACACCGCACUCAAAUGCCAUACACAGAUGCUGUCAUUCACGAAGUACAGAGAUUUGCUAACAUUCUGCCCACAGGGUUACCCCGGGCAACCACCACGGACAUUAUAUUUAAAAAUUACUAUAUUCCAAAGGGGACUGAGGUCAUCAUCUUGUUGACCUCGGUACUUCGGGACCAAACCCAGUGGGAAAAACCCGACAUUUUUAAUCCUGAGCAUUUUCUCAACUCUAAGGGAAAGUUUAUCAAGAAAGCAGCUUUCAUGCCCUUUUCAGCAGGUCGCCGGAUGUGUGCUGGUGAGUCACUGGCCAAGAUGGAGCUUUUCCUUUUCUUCACCAGCCUCCUGCAAAAGUUCACCUUCCGGCCACCCCCUGGAGUCUGCCAUCUGGACCUGGACCUGACCCCAGACAUUGGCUUUACCACUCGACCAAUGCCCCACCAGAUAUGCGCUGUGCUCCGGGCCUAGACUCUGUGUGUGCACUGUAGCUCCAGUUCUCCAUAUUACCUGUGGUCCUUAGCCCAGGUUUCCCCUUCCUGCAUUUUACCAGGCACAAUACUCUUCCAAGAACUUCGGGAUUAUUUAAGUAAUUAAUCACACAUUCACAGAGUUCUCAUGUCCCAUCGGACUGAGUCUCCUGUGUUCACUGCUGUAGUAGAAACCUCCCUACUGCCAUCCUACAAGGCAAAAACACAUAAUCAUUUGACAAGUAGAACCUUCACUUAGUGCUCUAAGGUUUUGUCCUUCAAACACGAAACUGUUGUGAUUCUCCAAGGCGUAUAAGACAUCUAAGUAUCACCAGUGAAUAGUUCUAAUUGGUGUGGUGUUUUGGGGGAGGAUGUACUAUAUAACACUCUGUCCUGGGAUCAGGUAUAUUAUCAAAAUUACAAUGAGAAAAAAAAAAAACUGGCAUGAAGAAAAUUUGACUCUUAAGUGAAGCUCACACUAAACAUAAGACAUUAGUUUCAUUCUGUGAAAAACCAAAAAAAUAGUGGUUAAUAUCAGACAACUGGUUGGGAGUGAAGCCAGUUGGCUGAGAUCAGAAAGUGUUCACUCCUGCUCCGAGCCUGACUGGAACUUGAAGACCCCACAUCUCUGUGUUCAGCGCUCUGGAGUCCCAGCGAAGGCACGUGCAGGGGACUCUAGCAGUACAAAAAUCAUUAUCAGUUCCCCUGAGACAGAAAGCAUCUUUAGCUUUUAUGAAGUCAAAUGUGCAUCCCCAUCAUCAAUAUAAAUGCGUCUCCCUGGCUCUUACCUAAUUUCUGUCAAAGAAAAACUUGUGCAGGAUAAACAGUCAAGGAAGAUUGCAUUUAAGGCCAUUGUAAUAUGCGAGACAGGCCAGAACUCAGUGUAACUCAAAUCUGCUGAAAGGUUUUUUUUUUUUUUU
Molecule: messenger RNA, 2140 nt
Organism: Microcebus murinus (gray mouse lemur)
Lineage: Eukaryota; Metazoa; Chordata; Mammalia; Primates; Cheirogaleidae
Source: RefSeq, a predicted model, not a curated record